AUGUCUGGUCAAAGAACAUCUACUCAUAUAGCAUGCCAAUUAGAGUUAGAAUUAGAGGAAGAAAAUUUAACUGAACCAGUAUAUACUACUAUUCAAGUUGGUAAUGCUUUUACACAACUUGAAGACCAACUGAUAGCCAAUGAAAUAAAAGAAAGUCAAGAAGAAAACCAGAAAAUAACUAUUCCUAUUACAAAAGAUAAAUCAACUUUUAUUGGCUAUACUCUUGAUAACCAACAACAACAAACUAUAACUCAAUUAUUUCUUAAUAAUGCUGAUAUAUUUACUACUGAAUUUUCCAAACUAUGUAAAACCAAUGUUGUAUAUUAUACUAUUCAUACUGGUGAUUCCUAUCCUAUUAAACAAUGA
Molecule: messenger RNA, 366 nt
Organism: Dentiscutata erythropus
Lineage: Eukaryota; Fungi; Glomeromycota; Glomeromycetes; Diversisporales; Gigasporaceae
Source: the annotation of a GenBank genome assembly